Molecule: messenger RNA, 2949 nt
Organism: Cyclocybe aegerita
Lineage: Eukaryota; Fungi; Basidiomycota; Agaricomycetes; Agaricales; Hemipholiotaceae
Source: the annotation of a GenBank genome assembly
AUGGCACGACACGAUUUGAAUCGGACUCCAUACACAGAGUAUGGGUUCCCGCUUACCAUGGCUGCUGUCCCCACAAUUCAGACAUCUUCCAACUUGUCCUCAUUGUUUGCUGAUGGCAAUGCUGAGAUGGCCCAAGGUGAUCUGGUGCACGAAGCACCUCGACCUCCGUCUCCUGUCUGUGCAGACCAGAAUGGACACCCAAUACGGACAAAUCGUGGUGUCCUACCGAGUCGAUAUGUCGAUUACCUUCUGGAGGGUGCUACUCCCUUCCUCGACGAGCUGCCCCUCCCAAGCUCCCCAGUUCUGGAUAACCAUGGAUUACCACCUACGCCAGACCCUUGGCUCUGGCGAGUCUGCACCAAACCAAACACCUUUGGCCUCCUGCGUGAAUAUCUGGGUGAGCUCCCACUGCGGGAUCCUGAUGACAAAAUUCCCCUGGAUGACCUCCUUGCAUUCUCAGGAGGCUCGACGUCCAGUAAUGAAUUGCCAACUCCUGCCGGCAACCCUUAUGCACCAUACCCCAAUCGUAAUGCAUUUAGAAUUGGAGAAUGGUACUGGACGCAACCUCAGAAGUCGCAGUCGGAUUUUUGCAGCCUUGUGCAUAUUCUAACAUCAGAAGGUUUCAACAGUCACAACCUGGUUGGGGUGAAUUGGCAAAAAAUUGAUCGCAUUACCGGCAGUAGCUCCACAGAGGAAUUUGAUACCUCGGAUGGAUGGCGCACCACUACAGUCAACAUUCAGCUUCUGGCAGCGAAAAGGGGCACCCCAUCUUACACCUUCCCCAUUCCUCAAGUCUUCCACAAAUCACUGUCCGCGAUUAUCAAGAACACCUUUGAAUCGCCAAGAUCUCUGAAAUACCAUUAUGCUCCACAUCAUCUUAUAUGGCAACCCAACUCUUCAACACCUGGCGAGAAAGUCUUCAGAGAGCUAUACAAUUCCCUGGCCUUUAUUGAUGCUCAUCUUGAACUACAGAAGUCAAGUCCCAACCCUGAAUGCUCCCUACCACGGAACAUUGCUGCUCUCAUGCUCUGGUCUGACUCAACACACCUUACAGACUUUGGCACUGCCUCCUUGUGGCCUAUUUACCUGCAAUUCAGUAAUGAGUCAAAGUAUUCACGUGGUCGGCCGUCCUCCAAGUUGUUCAUCCACCUCACCUACAUUCCUACCAUGUGUUUUUCUCCCUUUCGUGCCGGUCCGAGGCUGAUUAUGAGCACUCGCGUUGAAGAGCUUCUCAAGCUGCAGUCAUUAGUACCCACAGAAAAUGCAUUCUCUGCACGUCUUGGUGAUCUCGGCCUCCAAUACCACAAGAUGUUUGUUCCUGAUGCUCUUCAUGAGUGGUCAUUGGGUGUCAUAAAGCAAUCCGUCAUUCAUUUAUUGCAAAUUCUUCAGGCUCACAACAAGACUGCCCACAUCAAAACUGCAAUUGUGGAAUUUGAUGCUUGUUUCAACCAGGUUACCCCUUUCAGGCAAGACACUAUUCAAUACUUCGGCCAAAAUGUAUCAGAAUUGAAGAAGUUUGCUGCUCGGAAUUACGACAACGUUCUCCAGUGCAUUAUCCCUGCUAUGGAAGGCCUCCUUCCUGAACCUCACAAUACACUCAUUCAAGAUUGGUUAUUUCUAAUGGCAUAUGCACAUGCCCUGUCCAAACUUCAGAUGCAUACGGAAUCAACACGUCAGUUGCUGCACACCAUCACCAUCGAGUUUGGUAAAAUGACGCGCAAGUUCAAACGGGCUUGCCAAUCAGUCCAAAUUCAAGUUGGGGCCAACAUUGAGCCAGGAAUCAAUUCUGAAGCGACCAGCCACAUCUUGAGCAGUACAGUCACCUCAGCCUACAAACCUAUAAAUUUCAUUUGCACCCAAAUGGGAGAGGUCGAGCAUCGCCGAUCGAAAAGCGGGCGUUUCGAUCAAACUAGCAAGAAGAAAUAUGAAGAACAACUGGCCAGCAUGGAUGUGUGUGACCAAUGCCUCACACAGAUUGCCUAUACAGAGGGGCUCCACAAGGCUGCAGCAAAUUCCCUUCAACACAAAGACUCCGAGCAAGAUGCCACCGAGGACCUAAGCAUCCACCAUGUUAUUGGAGCAAGCCAGAAGAUGUAUGUCCAUGUCAGACCAUGGCUUCGUGAACGCACUCAUGAUCAUGCUGUAAAGGAUUUUUUGCCAAGGCUCAAGGAUCAUCUCCUCGCCCGCAUUGAUCAACGCCCGCAUGGUGGCGACCAGCUUGUCUACUCCGACACAGAGCAUGAAAACCUGGAAAUCAAGCAUGACCGAAUGUAUACACACCAAACAUGUCGGAUCAACUACACAACUUAUGAUGUGCGACGUGAUCAAGAUCUUGUCAAGGCGUCAGGCCCUCGUCAAGAUAUUAUGGUUCCAGUGGGCUCUUCAGGCAAUGAAUACUCAUACACCCGCAUUCUCAGCAUCUUUCAUGUGAAUGUUAUUGAUCUUUGUCUGCCUGCAGGGUCUAAAUUACCAGCUGAAAGGCUGGAAUUUCUCUUUGUGCGCUGGUUUGGCAAAGAACCUGGCUGGGAUUCUGGUUUCACAAAGCGCCGUCUACCUCGCAUUGGGUUUGUCCAUGAAAGUGAACCAAAUGUGUUCAGUUUCGUUGACCCAUCAAACGUGAUCCAUGCUGUCCAUCUAAUACCAGUGUUUGUUGAUGGGCACAUUAGCUCACUCUUGACAUAUUCGCGACUGGCUCAGGAAGAGGAUCAGGACGAUUGGCAUGCAUUCUACGUGAAUUGGUUUGCAGACAGGGAUCUGCUUAUGCGCUUUGUUGGUGGUGGGGUUGGUCACCAUGGCUCCAACAGUGUGAAGAGCACAUCAUUCCCUCCAAUUGAGAUUGAGCAGCCUGAGGAUGUGGAAUCAGGCAGCCGUGGGGAGGGUACACAAAGUGGGCCAGAGAUCGGGUCAGAUGAUGAAGAAGGCGACGCCGACGCACUAGGUGACUUAUAA